GACGAUCUCGGACUAGGAUCCGCCGCAACGCGUCACGUCACCCCGCUACGCUGCGUUUUAUUUCCGAACCGCUCGGAACAACGCGACGCUGCAUGCAACAACCCACCUCAGCACUCCACUCACCACCAUGUCUGACGAGCAACAACCCCCUACAACCACGGUCACGGACCCCCAACAACCACACUACAUCCAAUACGACGCCUCACAAGAAGAGCAAUACCUGCCCGCCAUCCGCCAACUAAUCUCAAAAGACCUCUCGGAACCAUACAGCAUCUACGUGUACAGAUAUUUCCUCUACCAAUGGGGUGAUUUAUGCUACAUGGCCCUCUCACCUCCCUCCACAACCCCACCCUCCCUCCUCGGCGUAAUAGUCUCAAAGCUCGAACCCCACCGCUCAGGCACAAACCGCGGCUACAUCGCCAUGCUAGCCGUGCAGUCCUCGCACCGCGGGCAAGGCAUCGCAACACAGCUCGUGCGCCUCGCCAUCGACGCGAUGAAAGCGCGCGACGCGGACGAGAUCGUGCUGGAGACUGAGGUCAGCAAUACGGCGAGUUUGAAGCUGUAUGAGAGGUUGGGGUUUAUACGGAGUAAGCGGCUGCAUCGGUAUUAUUUGAAUGGGAAUACGGCGUUUAGGUUGAUUCUGUAUUUGAAGGAGGGGGCUGCGUUGAAGAGGCCUGAGUAUGGUGGGGACAUGGGACAUGAGGGGGUUGUGGCUUGAGAGGUGGGAGUGGGAUGAGUGGUUGGAUGGUGGAUCCUCGCCAUCACUGCUUGUAGGCAAUAAUAAGGUAAUAAAGCCCUGCGGCCCCGUUAGGCAUUGGACUUCGCCUUAUGAGAUCGUGAGCAUACACACAGUGAUCUCGAAUGUAGCCAGCUAGAAGACGAGCACGUAAAGCGAGUAUCCAUUUUCUACGUAGAGCGUAAGGCCGCAAGUGAGCAGAAAGCAGACAUCUGCAGUCUCGACUAUGGUACAGACGGCAAGUCGAACUAUAGCCCACUGGCAAUCGUGCACCAGACCAACAAAACAUCUAGCUGGUGCCGAUAUAGCAAACCCAUCCUUGCUGAAGAAUUGC
Molecule: messenger RNA, 1070 nt
Organism: Dothidotthia symphoricarpi CBS 119687
Lineage: Eukaryota; Fungi; Ascomycota; Dothideomycetes; Pleosporales; Dothidotthiaceae
Product: acyl-CoA N-acyltransferase
Exons: 2
Coding region: 128-718 (196 amino acids)
Biological process (GO): N-terminal peptidyl-methionine acetylation
Cellular component (GO): NatC complex
Molecular function (GO): protein-N-terminal amino-acid acetyltransferase activity
Source: RefSeq, a predicted model, not a curated record